Molecule: messenger RNA, 1317 nt
Organism: Arachis stenosperma
Lineage: Eukaryota; Viridiplantae; Streptophyta; Magnoliopsida; Fabales; Fabaceae
Exons: 8
Coding region: 578-1057 (159 amino acids)
Biological process (GO): translation
Cellular component (GO): ribosome; mitochondrion
Molecular function (GO): structural constituent of ribosome; RNA binding
Source: RefSeq, a predicted model, not a curated record
AUCUCCCAUUCCCCCUUCUCCAACUCCUUCCUUCAGCAAACCCUAGCCUCCACCAAAGAAAGCAAACCUAGUCUCCACCAAUAGUUGUCGCCGUCUGUCGGAGUGAGAGACUGCUGCCUCCGUCCAUCGCACUCAAGAACUUCCGUCUUCGUGCUCUCGGGCCUCUCGCCGGAUCCUCCACGUCGGGUGUUCGCAUCUCGCCGUUCUCCUCUGUGCUCGGCUGCUCGCGCCUCCCUCCGCCAGUGAGUGCUCGAGCUGUGCGUGUUGGUUGCUGCUCGAUUCUGCCUCCCAGUCUCACUCGAGUCUCGUCUCAGUCACUGGCAUCUCGUGGUUUGUCUGUCUCGUCGCCGGCGGCAGAAGCAACUCGUGGGGUUGUGUCUUGCUUCUUCGCCUUCCGUGGGGUGGUCGCCGACUCGCCGUCGACCGUUGCCGAAGAAAUUGGAAGGGCUGGAUGAGGAGACAUUGAUGCCUCAGAAGACAUCUUGAGGCAUUGGGGUAUCUUCAAUUUAUUUUUGCUUGUUCAAUUUUGAGUUGGAGUUGGGUUUAAUUAUUUCUGGUUGCAGAGUGUUACAUUGAAAUGGGUUGGAAAGCUGCAGAGAAACUUAUUAGACACUGGAAAAUUGUCAGAGGUGACAAUGUUAUGAUCAUAAGGGGUAAAGAUAAGGGUGAGUCUGGGGUCAUUAAACGUGUUAUUCGUUCCCAGAAUCGUGUUAUUGUCGAGGGUAAAAAUUUGGUAAAGAAACAUAUCAAGGCAGGGCCAGGUCAUGAAGGGGGGAUCUUUACAGUUGAAGCCCCACUUCAUGCCUCCAAUGUGCAAGUCGUUGACCCAGUUACAGGGAAGCCUUGCAAGGUUGGGAUUAAAUAUCUUGAAGAUGGUACUAAAGUCAGAGUAUCCAGAGGAAUAGGAACAUCUGGGUCCAUAAUCCCUCGACCUGAGAUCCUCAAGAUAAGAACUACACCAAGACCUACACAACCUGGUCCCAAAGAUACUCCAAUGGAGCAUGUGUUAGAGAAGACUUAUGAUGCUAAAACAGGGAUGGGCAUGCCUGAUCUUUGAAGGGCUUGGAUACCUUGUUCCAAAUUUUUAAUUAGGUAGCUGUUUUGGCAAUGAAUUUGGUUAUGGCAUUAGUUUUUCACAUGUUUCCAUUUACCAUGCUUUAAUAUGGAUUUGAUUAAAUUCUCCUAGUAUAUGUAUUUCAAUGUGAUCGAAUCCGGGGUCAUCCCAUCGCUUGUAACUUUUUGUUUACUACUAGUAACUAGUAAUGCUAGUAGCAAUAAUAAUAUAUUAAUAAAAAAAAUUUUACAAUUUUUAUUUGA